UUUUAAAGCGUAAUGCCGUAGAAUUGUAAUUACUUUCCGUACGCGAGUAUUUAUUUUCCACUAGUGUUCAUUUGGUGGCGUUGUUUAGGACCAAAGACGAAACUAAACUAGGGGAAAGGUGCGUUUUACGUCUAGAAUAGUCGUAACUACGAGCUACGAGAAGCCCGUGAAGGCAGCACAGUACAACUUAAUGUCUCACGUGAACAACGAAGGGGGGGAGGAGAUCCGGGGUGUCAUCUGUGGUCGGACGGCUCUUUCAUCGUGCAGACAGCAGAAGGAGGACGACGACGACAAUGGAUACCUGUGUGCAGCCUGUUGAAUGGACCACUGAUGUCAAGAACCAGAACUUUGAUGGCAUCAUCUUGGUGACCCAGAGCCAUGACACCCUGCCCGAUGAGCUCCAGUGCCUGAAAGCUCCUCUGCAGGACUACAGCUCCGUGGACAGCGGUCUGGGGGAGGAGGUGGUGCUCCUCAAAGUCCCUGGUCUCCCUGGUAACCGCCUGGUGUUUGCCUCCACCGGCCCUGUAAACCGUGACUACGAUGAUGUCAGACGCUUCAGUGAUGCAGCAGUCAACGGCAUCAAACGGGCCUUGAAAGCUGGCAUGCAGCGCCCCCUGCUUGUCUGCCCUCCACAUAAGGAGUAUAAGAACAGCACCUUGGUGGCUGCACUCGGAGCCCUUCACGCUCUCUACAUGCCCCUUGAAAUAAGGGAAGCAAAAAUGAAACCCACUGGCUACAAGGUGUGUGUUCUGGGGCUGUGGGCAGCACAGGAGGCUCAGGGCAAGAAACUGAUGGAGCUAGCUGAUGCUCUGGAGAGCGGGAGAGUGGCCUGCCGUGAUAUCAGUGGCUCCGACCCCGAGCGUAUGGCUGCUCCUCGUGUGGCUGAUUAUGUCCAAGCACUCUUUGAAAACAGCCCUGUGCAGGUUGAAGUGGUGAGCGACCUGAAGAUCCUGGAGAAAGAGUAUCCCUGUCUGGCUGCAGUCAACCGCUGUGCCAAUGGUGUGCCUCGUCACCAGGCCAGAGUUAUCAAACUGCAGUACUGUGGGGAGGGACCGAUCCAGAAGACGCUCAUGUUGGUGGGAAAGGGCGUCACCUACGACACUGGCGGAGCUGACAUCAAGGCUGGAGGAAUCAUGGCUGGGAUGCACAGGGACAAGAGUGGAGCUGCUGCCGUCGCUGGCUUCUUCCAGGUCUUAGCCAAGCUGAAGCCAACACAUAUAAAGGUUUUGGGCUCAAUGGCCAUGGUGAGGAACAGUGUUGGUUCAGACUGCUAUGUGGCCGAUGAGCUGGUGGUUUCCCGUGCGGGUCGCAGAGUGAGAGUGGGAAACACUGAUGCAGAGGGACGUAUGGUGAUGGUCGACCUGCUCUGUGAGAUGAAGGAGAAGGCCGUACGCGAGACUUCUCCUCAUCUGUUUACUAUCGCGACUCUGACUGGUCACGCCAUCAGGGCCAUGGGACCCAACUACUCUAUAAUCAUGGAUAAUGGGCUGGCUCAUCGCAGGGGGAAUGCUGCUCAGUGGCAGAAAGCUGGAGAUGUGCUGGGCGACAUGUUCGAGGUGUCCAAUAUCAGACGAGAGGACUACGAGUUCCACAAGGGCAAGUCUGAGUAUGAGGAUGUUCUGCAGUGCAACAACCUGCCGUCCACAGCUACACCUCGAGGACACCAGUCCCCUGCAGCUUUCCUCAUCUUGGCCUCAGGGCUUGACAAGCAUGGCGUGGACUCUGACACUCCUCUGCCAUACUCCCACAUUGACAUCGCUGGAUCCAGUGGUCCUUUCCCCGGUGUCCCCACUGGAGCCCCCAUUGUUGCCAUGGCAACAAACUACGUGCUGUCUGGUGAUCUCUAAACAGACACCCCCAGUCUGCACUUAACUGCAACAUAAAUUUGUAACUGUCCAAAUAGUGAUGAAAUCUUUGCCACAACAUGAGAAAACUGCUAUUUUUUACAUCCUGUAAUACUUCAGAUGCUUUUCUGUAAGAAUGUCCUGUCUGCACUAAAGGCCAAAUGACCCUGUUAAGUGGCCUGAAUCAACAUGUACUCAGGUUAAAUAGUUAUAUAAAAAUUGAUCAUGCUUGUUUUAUGUGCCUCUGUAUGUGUGCAACAAAGUGGGGAUAUGGCUGAGUUUUCGAUAAUGCUGUGUGUCAGUCAAAUCAAGAUCAAUAAAACGAAUUAAAGCA
Molecule: messenger RNA, 2178 nt
Organism: Monopterus albus (swamp eel)
Lineage: Eukaryota; Metazoa; Chordata; Actinopteri; Synbranchiformes; Synbranchidae
Product: putative aminopeptidase W07G4.4
Exons: 16
Coding region: 294-1847 (517 amino acids)
Biological process (GO): proteolysis
Cellular component (GO): cytoplasm
Molecular function (GO): metalloaminopeptidase activity; manganese ion binding
Source: RefSeq, a predicted model, not a curated record